Messenger RNA from Stegostoma tigrinum, 3391 nucleotides. RefSeq names its product G protein-coupled receptor 143 (gene gpr143). Bases 383 to 1585 code for a protein of 400 amino acids. Gene Ontology annotation, molecular function: dopamine binding; L-DOPA binding; L-tyrosine binding. Gene Ontology annotation, cellular component: melanosome membrane; plasma membrane. NCBI's taxonomy places the organism in Eukaryota, Metazoa, Chordata, Chondrichthyes, Orectolobiformes, Stegostomatidae. The transcript is spliced from 8 exons. The record is from RefSeq and is a predicted model, not a curated record. Gene Ontology annotation, biological process: G protein-coupled receptor signaling pathway; cell surface receptor signaling pathway; regulation of calcium-mediated signaling.
AGGGGAAUUCGUUCCUUUGCUCAUUUACUUCAAGAUUAUUAUUAAUAUCUUGCUGAAACGGAAAGGGAUUUAUUUCUUUAAAAAAAUGAGAAGUGCUCAUAAUGCAGAACAGAGAUCUAACAUUUUCUGCAGUGGCGAACUUUCGAAAGGUAAAUUUCAGACGGGAAUACAGUACUGUGAUCAGCACUUAUGCUUCAUGACCGCUGGGGCCUCGUGUGUUGUUUUGCCUGUUGCCACCGGUCUUUGCGAAGUGAAAAGGACGCUUGAGAGGGCGACUGAAGACGUUGCUGAGGUUUGAGUGAACGCGCAUGAUCUUCAUCCCGUGAUCCCUCUAUCUCUCUUUUGUUGGUUAUUACCGCCUGUCUGCUCAUAGUCUUCAGCUAUGGCUUCCCCCCGCUUGGAAACUUUUUGCUGCCCCACUCGGGAUGCGGCUACGGAUUUUGUGCUGGGCUUCCAGCCCGUCUUCUUUAACGCCAUCUGCGUUGCAAGUGCCAGCUUCAGUCUGAUUGGCACCCUUGCCCAGGUCCUGCCAAAACGGACGCUUGGCUAUCGCAGGUCCAGUCAGUACCCACUGCAGAAACCUUCCGCCUCCUCCAGGAUCCUGCUGAUUAUCAGUAUCUGUGACAUCCUAGGCUGUAUAGGAAUAAUGACGAGGGCAUCCGUGUGGCUUAGCUUCCCAGAUUUAGUUGGAAGAAUCUCACUUAAUGGAACUGAAAUAUGGCCGACAGCUUUCUGUGUCAGCAGCGCUAUUUGGAUUCAGCUGUUCUACAGUGCCACCUUCUGGUGGUUGUUCUACUAUGCUGUGGAUGCUUAUCUUGUCGUGAAACGAUCUUCUGGGCUGAGUAUUCUAGUGUUGUACCACAUGCUGACCUGGGGCUUGGCGAUCCUGCUUUUGGUUGAAGGUGUAGCCAUGCUCUACUAUCCAUCCAUUUCCAGCUGUCAGAAUGGACUGGAACAUGCAAUCCCUCACUACAUUACAACCUACAUACCUCUGUUGCUAGUUCUGCUUGUUAACCCCAUACUGUUUGGGAAAACUGCUUCUGCAGUUGCCUCACUAUUGAAGGGAAGACAAGGCAUAUAUACAGAAAAUGAAAGGCGUUUGGGGAGUCAGAUUAAGUUAAGAUUUUUCAAGAUUCUGCUAGUAUGUUUUAUUUGCUGGCUUCCAAAUCUCAUCAAUGAGGGUCUUUUAUUCUACCUUGAGUUGCAGCCAGACAUGAACCGAGAGCUGCUAAAGAAUGUCAAGAAUGCAGCUUUGAUCACAUGGUUUACAAUGAGUAUCCUGAAUCCAAUGCAAGGCUUUCUCAGCACAUUAGCCUUUUAUGGCUGGACUGGAUGGGACUUUGAUUUCCGUUUUCAAAAGAACGAGAUUCAGUGGGAAUUUCCGACGACCUCCACUACAGCUGAAAAUGAGUGUGACAAUCCUGUGGCAGCUUCACUCAAUUACCACGAUAAUCUACAAGAGCGUGAAAAGGUGAUGACUGAAAAUAGUCACGACAGUAAUGAUGAGCUUUGUGCUCUCUCUGAAGAUAAUGGGAAAGCAAAUGGUUUCUUUGCAUCGAGCUCCCCCAUCUAUCAGGGGCUGUAACUGGUUUUCUCAAAGUACCCGAUACCACACCAUAACUUCUGCUGCUAACCAUUCCUCUUAAUCACUUUGAAGGUUCCGUGCUAUUAAAGAAUGGGAAAAUUCCCAAUCAAUAUUGGUCUGUGGUCAACCAGCAGAUGGUCUGCUGAAAGUGAAAAUCUCUGCCUGACCCUCCUCCACAAUAGGAUUGAUUAUUGAGAUGUUUUGCACAGUCUUCCCUUUAAACCCAUUGAUUGCCAGCAUUUUUUCAAGACCACAGAACUUCUCACAUACCGCAAUUUUUCUUUUCUCCUGCUAUCCCUGCAUUUUUAAUUCCAAUCUCCACCUACCUAGAACUACGUCAUGACUUAUGGGAUCCGUUCUGGCAAUCCUUUAAUCUGUGUCUUGCAAGGGAGUUACCCUGGAUGUCCUGACCAAUAUUACAUCCCUCAGUCCACAUCAGAACAACAGCUUACCUUACUAUUCUCACAUUGCUGUACUUGCUUCUCCUCAUUUUCUUUUGUUUGUACAUUUUUUUUUCAUUCAUUCUUUUGGUUCAUUUGUCCCUCCCUUUCUUCCGAGAUGGGGCUUGGUUGUUCCUUCCAGAUCCCUGAACUGGUCCCACUUGAAACGUACAGAUCUCUUCCAAUUCUACUUCUUGAGACCUUUAAUUUGAAUUGUUCCACAUUGGAGGUCAUGGUUUCAGCCCUGGGAUAGUUUUCACAAACCUCACUUCCCUCCGUUUUAAGAUGCUUCUUAAAACAUACCCAGAAUUGUAAACAACUUAGUGUGGAAGCAGGCCAUUCAGCCCAUCGAGUCCACACUGACCCUCCAAAGACUAUCCUGCAGCUAAUCCACCCAGCCUGCACAUCCCUGAACACCAAGGGCAUUUAACACAGCCAGUCCACCUAACCUGCAUAUCUUCGGACUGCGGGAGGAAACCAGAGCACCUGGAGGAAAUCUGCUCGGACAUGGGGAGAAUGUGCCAGCUCCACACAGGCAGUUGCCUGAGGCCAGAAGCAAAUCCAGGUCCCAAAUGUUGUGAGGCAACAGUGCUAACCACUGAACCACCAUUUCACCCCACUUGACCUCUUUGACAAAGCUCUGGGUCAUCUGCCCUACCAUCUCCUUACAUGACUUGGUGUCAAUUUUGAUUUUAAAAAAACUGCAUUGAAGUGCUUUGAGACAUUUUACUACGUUAAAGGUGCUAUAAGAAUGCAAGUUGUUGUUUCUCAUUUUUAUUACAUAUUUGAUGCUGCAUAUUGUAGAGAGACAUUAACUCAGAUGUCAGGAAUUGCCUGAGUUCAAACUUGAGACUCCUUUGCUGUAAAUCAGGUGAUGGUCAGUAACUUGGACCAGGUCAGGUGGUACCCUGAUUACUUUAAAUACACUUUCCAAAUCAAAGCAGAAAUAAUGAUCAUCAGUAACAUGACAACACUGUUUUAUAUGAUGCAUUUUGAAUGAAGCAAUAUUCCUUUUAUUUUAAAGAGAUAUAAAUGGAUCAAUCUCAAACAGUAUUGUGCAUUCCCUUAAAAAUGUAUUUUCUGUGGAUGGUGGUAAUCUAAAAACAGAAACUACUGUUGUAACCCUUCCACAGCUCUGUAGAGUGAGAGAAGAACAAAGUUGAUGUUUCAGGUCAAUGGCCCUUCAUCAAAAUUGAAAUUAAUGUUAACCUCCUUCUCUCCUCAGUAUGUAAGACAAUAUCUGUGAUGACCUCAUUUUUCCAAUUCCAAAGAUUAUGUUUUUGCAUACACUGUCCAUAUCAAUAAAGUCCCCUUUGCAGCCACAAAACGCUAGACUCGCUUUAGUCUCUGUUUCAACUAAUAGCUG